Coregonus sp. 'balchen' is the source of this 2037-nucleotide messenger RNA. The record is from the annotation of a GenBank genome assembly. Lineage: Eukaryota; Metazoa; Chordata; Actinopteri; Salmoniformes; Salmonidae.
AUGGCUCCAUCGUGUUGUCAGCAAACUAGGCAACCAGCUAACUCUUACAGCCAUAACGUUACAUUUACAAAUAAGUACCGUCGAUGAAGCAUUGCUAAUGAUUGCUGAAUAAUAGUAUAGAGAAUAUAGCUUUGAGAAUCAGCAACUUUUAUUGCAUUCACCUCUUUUUGUCGAGACAACAGCCACCAUGGUAAGUACCUAGCUACCUAGCGAGCUAGCCUUCUUCACUUCCGUUAACGUUACAUGCAACUUGCUAUUAUAGAUGAGCGCUAACGUUAGCUAGCUAGCUAACUUGUCAAUGAAAUUAGUAAGCCACCUUGCCGAAAUUCACCAGUGUCGAUCUGAUGGUGGACAACCGGAGAGAGUUAUCGCCAACUUUAACUUAACUCCUAACUGCAUGAACGGCUAGGCUAGGCUAACUAACUAACUUAGCCUACUGAUCAGCUGCUCUGUCUGGGUUUGUAAACUCUGACGAGCUUAUGAUAGAGGUUUGGGCUCACAAUGCAAAAAGACUUACAAGGCGUUCUCUUUUACUUUCUUUUUGUUAGUCUAGCAAAGUAGACAAAGUGAGAAGUGAGUCCAGCACAAGAAGAGAUGACAGAAGAAGUACUGAGUCUGCCACAAGAAGAGAUGACAUGAGAAGAACUGAGACCACCACAAGAAGAGAUGACAGAAGAAGUACUGAGAGAGCCUCAAGAAGAGAUGACAGAAGAAGUACUGAGACCGCCAUGAGAAGAGAUGACAGAAGAAGUACUGAGACUGCCACAAGAAGAGAUGACAGAAGAAGUACUGAGACCGCCAUAAGAAGAGAUGACAGAAGAAGUACUGAGACUGCCACAAGAAGAGAUGACAGAAGAAGUACUGAGCCUGCCAUAAGAAGAGAUGACAGAAGAAGUACUGAGACCGCCAUAAGAAGAGAUGACAGAAGAAGAACAACAAGUACAGGUAAUUUAAUGGUCUGUGGUGAUCAACUGAUAUCACAAGUGUGUGUGUGUGCGAGCGUACCUUGAAGUCAUGGAUAACACAAACUGCUCUUGUAUUUUUCUAUUGAAGGGAAAGAAAAAAUUAAAAGGAAAAGCCGCAGUAGAUCGUCAUCUUCCUCCUCAUCCAGCUCAUCCUCGUCAUCCGGAUCCUCUUCAUCAUCCUCAUCCCGCUCCUCGUCUGGCAGUAGUAGUUCGAGCAGCAGUGGUGAGUGUGCCAGUACUUGUACGUUAGUUGUUAAGAUGCAUAUGUAUCUGAAAGAUGUACUAUUAUAUAUUUAUUAAAACAAAUAGUAGUCAAAGCCUGAUGGACAGUGUCUCAGUUAGAUUUUGCAAUCUCCUGUCUAGAUUCCCACAGCAAGUCCAGAAAGAAUUCUAAGAAAAGGAAAAAGGAAAAACAACUCAAAAAGGUAUUUUUCUUUAAAUAUUCAUUCGUUUUCAGUAGCUACUUAUUUUGUUAGUGUGGUCUGUGCCUUGUUAGAUAUCAGUGUCCUUUUAAGAUAUUUAAAAUGUGCUCUGUUUACACUCUGUUUUAAUAGAAAGUGAAAAAGGAGAAGAAGCUUAAACGGAAGAAGGACAAGAAAAUGAAGACUGAGGAGGAAAGCGCUGGACCUGGACCUAUUCAGAUCUCCAAGGUAGAAUACAUUUAUGGGACUAUUUAUCCUAAAGCCGGUGCGCUACAGCCAUACCAGUAGUUUGAAGCUGUCUGAAAGCUGUCAUUUUGAAAUGAAUUAUGUCUUUCAGUAUUUAAAAGAGAGAAAGAGAAAAAGCAAGUUCAGCAUGAUCUCAGGAAAGAAGAUCAAAAUGAAAUUGAAGAAGUCAAAGAAAGACAAGCUGGUGAGUAUCAGUGUUUAAACAACCAACAACUGUAUGCCAUGAAGGUUUUUACUUGCAAUGAUUGUGCUAUGUGAAGGUUGUUUACCUACCUUAGUUGAAUGCAUUGAUUCUAAGUCGACUCGCUCUUGAUGCUAGAGUGUAUAUAUUCAUACAAUAAUUUUUUCAACAGAGAGACAAGAAUCGCGCUGAACUGCUUGAGUUCCUCAACUCUACGUUGUAA